Molecule: messenger RNA, 1376 nt
Organism: Juglans microcarpa x Juglans regia
Lineage: Eukaryota; Viridiplantae; Streptophyta; Magnoliopsida; Fagales; Juglandaceae
Product: photosynthetic NDH subunit of lumenal location 4, chloroplastic
Exons: 6
Coding region: 135-830 (231 amino acids)
Cellular component (GO): chloroplast
Molecular function (GO): peptidyl-prolyl cis-trans isomerase activity
Source: RefSeq, a predicted model, not a curated record
UUUCCACUUGUGGGUCGCAAACGAUAUCCACUUUUUCCCACUCAAAAGCGCUUUGCGAAAGCAAAGCCAUACAAUAUCGAACCCUCGAGCAGCUCCAGAUAGCUCAAGCUUAAUCGAAACAAGCAGAGAUCAGAAUGGCCGUCUCUGCGCUAAACGUUAAGAGCCCAAAUCUUCAUAGCCUUCAAAGUUUCAAUCGCAAGUCCUUCUUCACCACCAAACCCACUUCUUCGUCUCCAAAUUCUUCGUCUUCUCUUUGUUCCGGUGCUUCUCGUGCUUGCUUUUCAAAUGCAGUCAAUGCAAAGCUAUCAAAUUCUGCAAUCAAGAACCGUGUUUUUGACGUGGGUGUUGGAAUUUUAGCAGCCUCGGUUCUGGCUUUCUCACCGUUAGAUGCAGAUGCUACUAGAAUUGAGUACUACGCCACUGUGGGAGAGCCUUUGUGUGAACUCAAUUUCGUUCGGUCUGGGCUUGGCUACUGUGACGUCUCGGUCGGCCCCGGUGCCGAAGCUCCUUACGCUGAGCUUAUCGAUAUUCACUACACUGCAAGAUUCGAAGAUGGGACAGUCUUUGACAGUAGCUAUAAACGUGCUAGACCUCUCACUAUGCGUAUCGGCGUUGGCAAGGUCAUCAAGGGAUUGGACCAGGGGAUUUUUGGAGGUGAAGGAGUACCUCCAAUGCACGUAGGUGGAAAACGCAAGCUUCACAUUCCUCCUGAAUUAGCAUAUGGGCCAGAACCUGCGGGAUGCUUUUCAGGUGACUGCAAUGUACCUGGCAAUGCAACUCUUCUAUAUGAUAUUAAUUUUGUUCGUAUCUACAGCGGGAACAGAAAGUGAAGCUCACAUUCAUUAGCAUAUGGAUGGGAAGCCUAUGAGGUUCAAAUGGUGAUCAAGCAUUCAGGACCCUAUACGAGCUUUACCAUCUGCACACUUGGCCUGAGAGUUGGCCUUCCCAGAAAUGGGAAAUCAAGAUAGCUGUCACUCAUAAUUGCAGUUGUCACUCCUUUCUCAGAGACCUUGACAAAACAUGUUUGCUGCUUUGGUUCUUGGGUCAAACUGAAGUGACUUCUAUAGGAAUACAGGAAAAGAUAAAAAGGCAUUACGGCUCACAUGCUGUGAAUGCAUACAGGAGGAAGCAAAGAUCCAAUUGUCCAGAGUAAUGUCUAGGGUCAAGAUUGCCUAACGGAGGAUAACGAUAAGCCUCAUACUGCAGCAUUCAUACAUUCAUAUUUUCAUUGAUUGGAUGACUCUUUUUAGAUAUUUGAUAUGAUAUAGUGGUCUUAUAAAAAUCAACAUGUGUAGUACCAACACAAGGUGGUACACCAUCAAAGAUCAUCAGGCAAAUACUAGUAGAUUGUAGAUUUUUUGCAUCACUUGCUUUAA